AUGAAGCAGGUUUUAAACCGUGUUCUUUCUAUCUUAUUUACACUAUGUUAUGUGCUUGAUGGAAGCCAUUUUCGUGGUGGUAUCAUUUCAUGGCAUCCGUUGAAUAAUACAUUAACGGGUAGUACUACACAAAUUCUUUUACAUCAAAGAUAUUUUUGGUUCAGAAUGUAUGCCAAUUUUUAUGGAUAUUUAUGCUCGGAACAGGAUGUUGUUCUUGGAACACUUAUUAAUAUUAUACCCGCUGCUACUUUGAUGUGUUUAAAAAACUGCACAAGUUCUACCUAUCCUUCAAGUGGAGUUACAGUCAACAUGAUAACUUCAGAUUGUGAUGCAAACCCGAUCAUUGAAUCAUGGGGUGGUGAACUCUACACUACUUUGACACUACCUAUGACAACAUCAAUUACAAUUGGCUAUUCCUCAAGUGCAUGGCUGACUACACUCUAUAUAGCUCCGAGACCUGAUGGUUAUAUCAAUUCUAGUCCUGUCACAACUACAUUACCGGUAGUAAUGUACCAAAGAGCUAUACCAGUAGUUCAUAUUGUACAAAUGGCAGAUAAUGAUGCUACUGAUGUAUUGCAAUGUCGUUGGUCCAAUAAUCAGACAACGACGAAUUACAACCAAGUUAGUGAAUGUGGAGAUGUCUGUAAGGCAAUGCCCAAUCCAACUGGGCUCACCGGAUCCAAUUGUACGUCGACUUUCACUCUUCCAGUUGCUAAUAAAUAUUAUGCUUGUGCACUGCAAAUCGAAGAUUAUUAUGACGCUAGCCACUUGCUUCCAAUGAGUUCAGUUCCAAUACAAUUCUUAUUCUAUGCAUACAGUAUUUCCGCUGGUGCAUGUGCAACUGCUCCUUCAAUUAUUGGUGUCCGUCCAAAUAGAGCUUGCAUUGGAGUUCCAAUUAGUGUUCAGCUCAAUGAAACCGUAGAAAUACAAACAUAUUGUCCUGGUCAGACAAUUAUUGAUUUGGUCACUAGUUCACCUUAUGGAAUGCUACAUAGUAAUAUUAGCAAUCCAAGUCCUGGUUUAUGGAUAAUGACAUUAACAUGGACACCCGUAUCAUAUCAAUUAGGUCCUCAAGGUUUUUGUGCUGGUGCAAUUGACAAUAGUAGUCUACAAUCAGCUCCAUGGUGUAUCACAUAUCUCGUUGGCUAUGACUCACCAAAUUUAAUUCGUCCUACAUUGGUACAAGGAUCAGCAAGUCCAAUAGCAACAAGUGCAGUUGGUCGUCCUACUCUCAAUAAUACGAACAUCUGCUUCCACUAUGACACUACAAAUGCAACAGUUUUCUGUUAUGAUGCUGGAUAUUCUCCAAAUGUUAUUUAUACUGGAUAUACUAUUGUAAUUGUUACAACUAUAACAUGGACACCUGGUCAAUCCUAUUAUGUAACAUUGGGUGAUGGAUUUGCUAGUGGAAGUGUUUUUUGUCAUGCUGAAUCGUUAGCCAUUACUGAUAAAACAUUUUGGCGAUUCGAUAUCUGGAAUCCAGCACUUUCAAGUACAACCACAACAACUACUACUCCACCAACAACUCAUACAGUUACAAGCUUAGGAACAACCACUACUUCAAUCAAUACUGCAUGUACAACAAGUGGAAUAGUAGUAACUAGCACGAAUGCUUCUACAACUACAUCAACUGUCACUACUACACCUCCAACUACAGUUGGUCCAACAACAGCAGGUCCAACCACCACAGGUGUAACUACUGAAUCGACUAUUCCUGUUUUUUAUCCACUAGAUUUCGAAAAUGCAUGUAAACAACCCGUUGCAAUUAUGUCAGCUGUUCUCAUGGUUGCUUUUAUGCCUGUACACGCUCUGGCAAUGUAUGCUGCUUUUACAAAAUUCUCGAAUACGUUCAAACCAUCAAACACCGCUGCAAAAACAAGACAUCAACGACGAAUGAAAAAUAUUCUUCGACGUUAA
Messenger RNA from Adineta steineri, 1917 nucleotides. The record is from the annotation of a GenBank genome assembly. NCBI's taxonomy places the organism in Eukaryota, Metazoa, Rotifera, Eurotatoria, Adinetida, Adinetidae.